GCCUUGUCGAUUGGCAGCGUGCAUACGCGGGCAGCCGGACGACGCGAGCGCGUCCACGCGGGCAGCACCAACCCACCUCGCGCGCGACGCCUGACCUCUGCGAGCGUUUGCAGCAAUGCCCACGGCCACCGAGCGGCUCCUGGGCCGCACCUACCGCCCGCCCGGCUACGAUCCAGGGGAUAGGCCGGGCUACUCGCCGGCGCGGAGCACGCGCAAGCGCGCAGUCGCGGCCGACGACGUCGACGUUAGAAUAGAGGAGGCGCCGAAGCCGCCGCCGCCCGCGGGAGCUCGAUCGUGGGACGCGGCCAAGGUCGCAUCGGUGGUGGACGCGUGCUGCGAGCAGUGUAGCAUCGCCGCGUGCUCCGAGCUGUUUCUGAAGCACGGCGUGGAUGGCGAGGUGCUCGAAAGCUUAUUAAACGCACCCGCGGCGGAACUCAAGUUGCUGGGCGAGGGCCCCGGCGCCGCGUGCCAAGCCGCUUCAAUAAUCGCCGGCUACGGCGCGCGGUGCAAGCUCCACGCGCGGCUCAAAAAAUGUGUCGAGGACCACAGGAAAUCACUCAAGGCGGUCGAGGACGCGCGGGCGGCUUUACAAUUGGAUGCGGACGGGCGGGAGCAGCUGACACGGCUAGCCGGAAGUGAACCGGCCUACGAGCUUUUGGACCCGUCGCUGCGCGUCUCAAAGCCCAUCAAGUCCGACAAGACGCGGCAGGUCGUCGUACCUGUGUAUCUUACAUUAAUGAUCAAAAAAUUAGUGGCGUCGCGAUCCGAGGCGGACGAGGACGGCAUCUCGCUCGUGGGUACGCUCAUACAACGGCCGCUGCUCUACGACCUUGCAUCAUUGCCGCGCUGCUCCGGUAAAACGGCGACGCCCUACUUUGCGACGCGAGUAAACGAGGGCGAGACGUCGGUGGAAGGGUGUUUUGACGAGAGGAAAGUCGCAUCUACUUCACAAUCUAUGCAUGGUGGUGUCUGGCGCGCGACGUCCACGACCUUCGCGGCCAAUGUACCCAUGAAAUUAUAUAGCGUUUUCAGCGCCCACCCCUUCCACAUCAUGGCGGCCGAGGUCAUGAUCGAAUUGACCUCCUUCACUUCUGAGACAGGCCACGAACUGAGACCGUCCAUUCUGUGUCAUGUCAAGGAUUUCAGGAACCUAGUACGAGUCAGGGACUACGACUCCCCGUCAAAGAUGGACGAGAUGAAGAAGUGGGAGAUCAUGAACUCGUCACCUACCGUAGAAUACGAGGCCGACGGCGACGGGAUUGAGGGAAAGAAGCCCUUUUAUACUCCUAAGUUGAGAGUGACGUUCUACCUGUAUCGCGAUGCGCGCCAACCGUUCCUGGAGACGAUCGCGCCGAUCAUCUUCGCUUUAUUUGCGAACGCGCUGAACGUCGUCUUUUCCAAGCAAUUCGAGGAGUUCCUGGCGAACGUCGUGGCCAUCGGGUUUACGCUCGUGCUGAUGGUGCCUCGGUUAUCUCAAAAUGAAUCAUUUUUAGCUACGUUCCAGGUGAAUCACAUCUACGUGGCGCUGAUAUUUUUAUCUUUAGUGGUAAGUGCGGCUAGCAUACCUCUAUCCCGAAAGUUCGAUCUCGAUGUGAUCUACAUCAAGGGCGCCGCGAUUGGUCUAUCAGUUCUAUCAUUGUUCAUCCCGUUCAUGAAUUUAUGUAUCUACCGACGGUUGCGGCGCGUCUUAUCCGCCUCGCCGCAUACGCGCGUAGCCAAUCCUACGACGUUUAAUGGGAAAGAACAUCAAGUGGACGAGCCCGGCCUGCCAUCUCGCAAGGCUAAGGUCAAACCGAGCGACGUGGGCAACAAGAAGGGGAGCGACGUGCCUUACGGCGAUCUACGCCAGUUCUUCUCGCAACCUGGUAAAGUGGAGAAGGGGCAGAAGCCCCCGCUCCGAUACGACGCAAGAUGCAUCCAUGAAAGUAUCAGAGACUACCUGAACGUCUACGAGGCGAAGCGAGCGAAGCCCUGGACCCAGAAGGGCAAGCGCUUCAUCUGCGGCUUCACGAAGGAGUUCAUGAUGAACACCGCUGAAAAAGGUACAAGAUGGCUGACGUGUGGGGGGAGGAGAGCUAGAGACAAGGCCAUCCGGGACGCGUAAGUUUCUGUUGCUUUG
Messenger RNA from Pelagomonas calceolata, 2119 nucleotides. Lineage: Eukaryota; Pelagophyceae; Pelagomonadales; Pelagomonadaceae. The record is from the annotation of a GenBank genome assembly.